Messenger RNA from Agelaius phoeniceus (red-winged blackbird), 1096 nucleotides. The record is from RefSeq and is a predicted model, not a curated record. Lineage: Eukaryota; Metazoa; Chordata; Aves; Passeriformes; Icteridae.
CAUUCAGGUCUCUUCCCAUUGAACCCAGUCCAUCCCAGUAACCCCCCAGUUCCUCCCAGUCUCACCGGUUGCUGCCCUCACAGGUGCUGGCACCAUGGAGUACGAGCGCAGGGGUGGCCGUGGGGACCGCACGGGGCGUUACGGGGGUGCCCCUGCCCCCUCCGAGGACGGCUCCCGCACCCAGCGGGAUCACGACUAUCGCGACAUGGACUACAGAGGUUAUGGGGGACCCCCCGAGGGACCCCCCAAUGCCGGGACCCCCCCUCAGGGCUCCUACGAGAGCACGGAGCCGCCCCGGAAGCGGGAGCCGCCCCGGGAGCCUCCCCGGGAGCCCCCGGCGCUGCCGUUCGGCGCUGAUGGCGAUUACCGGGACCAGGAUUACCGGGAGGGCGCCGAGGAGGAGCCGCGGGCCAGCACCAUCGUCAUGCUGCGCAUGCUGCCCCAGGCGGCCACCGAGAACGACAUCCGGGCACAGCUGCAGGCCCAGGGGGUGCAGCCCCGUGAGGUGCGGCUGAUGCGCAACAAAUCCUCAGGUCAGAGCCGUGGAUUCGCCUUCGUGGAAUUCCAUCACGUGCAGGAGGCGGCCAGGUGGAUGGAGGCCAACCAGGCCGGGCUGACCCUGCUGGGGCACCGCGUGUCCCUGCACUACAGCGACCCCAAACCCAAAAUCAACGAGGACUGGCUCUGUGCCAAGUGUGGGGUGCAGAACUUCAAGCGCCGUGAGAAAUGUUUCAAGUGUGGCGUCCCCAAAGCCGAGGCCGAGCAGAAGGGCCCGGGGGGUCCCCGGCCAGAGCUGGUCCCGGGGGGGGGGAGGGGGGCUCCUGCCCCUCCCCCAACCCUACGGCCCCACCCUCGGGGGGUCCCCCCGGGGGUUCCCAGGGGGGCACCGAGCCCGGAGCUGACAACGCCAACGACACCAUCAUCCUGCGGAACCUGCACCCCCAGAGCAGCCUGGAGUCCAUCCUGGCCGGCCCUCGCCCCCUUCGCGGCGCUCUCGGCCGCCAACGUGCGCGUGAUCAAAGAUCGGCAAACGCAGCUGAACCGCGGCUUCGCCUUCGUGCAGCUCAGCACCAUCGUGAUUGGCAAACGCAGCUGA